AUGUCUUGGCAAGCAUACACUGACAACCUAUUAGCUACCGGUAAGGUCGAUAAGGCUGUUAUUUACUCUAGAGCUGGUGAUGCCGUAUGGGCAACUUCCAGCUUAACUCUACAACCAACUGAAAUCGCUGAGAUCGCUAAAGGUUUCGAUGAUCCUUCUGGCUUACAAGCCAAUGGUUUACAUGUCCAAGGUCAAAAAUUCAUGAUGCUAAGAGCUGACGAUAGAAGUAUUUACGGUAGACAUGACGCUGAAGGUGUUAUUUGUGUGAGAACCAAACAAACAAUUGUUAUUGCACAUUACCCACCAACUGUUCAAGCAGGUGAAGCAACUAAGAUUGUUGAACAAUUAGCUGACUACCUGAUUAGUGUUCAAUACUAG
Molecule: messenger RNA, 378 nt
Organism: Maudiozyma saulgeensis
Lineage: Eukaryota; Fungi; Ascomycota; Saccharomycetes; Saccharomycetales; Saccharomycetaceae
Source: the annotation of a GenBank genome assembly